AUGUUCCAACUCAAGACAAUCCUCCCCCUCUCCCUCUUCCUAACAUCUACCCUCGCCGCCCCCUCCCUAAACACCCACACCCCCUCUGAAUCCCGCUCCGACUCAAAAUGCGUCUACUACUGCGGUAGCCACUGCUACUGGGCGAGCGACAUCAGCAAAGCGCAAGCAAAGGGGUACUCCCUACACGAAGAAGGGCGAACAAUCGACGACUACCCGCACGUGUAUCACGACUACGAAGGGUUCGAUUUCACCGUCUCGGGAACAUACUACGAGUACCCGAUUCUGGAUGAUUACAAGGUGUAUGAUGGGGGUUCUCCUGGUGCGGAUCGGAUUAUUUUCAAUGGGGAGGAUGAGUUUGCGGGAUUGAUUACACAUACCGGGGCGGAGGAAUAUGAUGGGUUUGUGGCUUGUCAGGCUGUUUAG
Molecule: messenger RNA, 423 nt
Organism: Aspergillus tubingensis
Lineage: Eukaryota; Fungi; Ascomycota; Eurotiomycetes; Eurotiales; Aspergillaceae
Product: ribonuclease-domain-containing protein
Exons: 2
Coding region: 1-423 (140 amino acids)
Molecular function (GO): RNA nuclease activity; RNA binding
Source: RefSeq, a predicted model, not a curated record